CAAAUGCCCUCAUCCAACCCUGGAUAGGAGAGCAUUUUCCCUAAACCUGACUAUUUUACCUGACCUUAACCUCAGGCUCUUAACAUGCUAAGAUAAUUCUCCUAUACUGCUACAUGAAUUCUCAUAAACAUGCUACGAAAAAGUCAAUUGUGUUUCAAAGUGGAGUGAAAAUAGUGUCUCUGUGGCAUCCAGCCCACCAGGCUCCUCUUUGGAAAUAGACUUCAAAGAGGAAGUUGGUGUCGGAGAGGUUGAGAGGUGUGUGAGAAUCACUCAGAUACAAUUACAGUUACUCUGUUUCAUACCAAGUCUGUUUUUCAUGUUGAAACAUAAUGUGACAACCAUAUGUUUUGUAUCAAACUCGAAUUUAACAAAUUUAACUCUUGAAGAAAUAAAUAGUGGAUUUCUGUUCAUGAUUUAACUAUAUGUUUAAAUCCCACACACAUUCCCAUUCAGGCCUGGGAGAUAGAGGAGAGGGAGAUGGUUAUAAUGCCUAAAGUUUCAUUUGUUCUAUUUAUCAAUGUGUCGGGGGCGGACUUAGUGAUUUGGGGGCCAGUUUCAAUAUACUGCUGACCUGUCGUACCCCGAGAAAGGGACAUUAAAUACUGAAGAAUUGUUUGAAAAUAAUUUCUCAUCUAUUAGGAAGUACGUCACAGUUGAGAUGUGAGAUGUGCCACAUGAAUUUCAUUACUUUAGUUUGUCAGACCUCACUAUGUGUGUGUUUCUGCUGUAGACAGUUUACGUUACCGUCUAAGGUGAUCAGUAGUGUGAGUUCUCACAUGGCUUGUCCUGAGAACAUGUUUUUUCUCAUUGGCCUCUUUAUAUCAGGUGUUUUGGCCUGCUUUGGUCGACGACAUUUGAUCGCCACAAUGCCAGAUAGACUGGAUGUACUGACGGGCUCCUGUGUGCAAAUCCCAUGUUCAUUUGAUGUUCCUGACACAGAUAAGGAUAAAUUUAACAGCACAAUACUAACCUCUGGAGUGUGGAUGAAAGAUAACCCACAGUUUGGUAAUCAUCCGGACAAUGUGAUAUUUAACAGUAGUGAGAUGGUCAACAGAUAUCAAGGGAAGAUAACUGGAAACAUGUCCCAGAAGAACUGCACCACAGUCUUCUUCAAUGUAACCACCAAUUACACUGAUAAAUACUUCUUCAGGAUUGAGAGUCAAUCAUUCCGUGCAACAGACAUUAGAAAGUCUGUUAAUAUCGUUGUCAGGGAUUUUCCUUCCAGUCCCAUCCUUUCUGUCUCAGGUGAAGUGAAGGAAGGGACCCCUGUCAGUUUGAACUGCUCUGCUGUUGCUCCCUGUCCUGAACACCCCCCUGAGCUGACAUGGACUCUCCCAACACAGUUCACAACUGAGAACCAACUGCAGGAGAAUCCAGACCAAACCAUAUCAGUUCUCUCCACGGUGACCUUCACUCCGUCAUACCUUCAUCAUGGGAAGAACAUCACAUGUACUGCAGUCUACCCAGUAGGGACAAGCAACAAGACAGCUGAACAUAACAUGAUGCUUAACGUUUCAUGGCAAGAAGAGUCAAAAACCUCAGGGGUUGGUUUCUGGUUUCUGGUUUCUGGGGUUGCAGCAGGAACUCUGGGGGCCUUUUUGCUUAUCAGCCUGAUCAGUCUUUUUGUAUGGAGGAGAAACUCGAGGCUCCACAAUGGACUUGAAAGGACAGACAAUCCACAGGGACAGAACUCCCCGGUUGGAACAGUGUGUACUAACCAGGCCACAGCCGGAGAGGAACCAGAGGAACCUGCAGAAGACCAGCCUGAAGAGAUCCAAUACGGUGACAUAGACUUCUCCAAACUACAGACCAAAGAGACCCCAGCUACAGCCCAGGACAGGGUCCAGGGACAGGAGAGUGAGUACGCUGAAGUCAAUGUGACUGGGAAAGGGGCUCAGGAACCACCUCUUAACAACCUAGAUGGGCUUUAUGCACAAGUGAAUAAAACAGGUGGAUGUUAAGUAUUUUGCAAUUGGGUAUUAAGUGUUUUUCUGUGCAGUAUUGUCAUUGUGUAUCUGUUUCUAUUGGUACUUUUGUUACAUUUAUAAUUGUGUGCUCUUUGAUUAUCUGCAUAUUUGUAGAAUUUGCUGUGAUGAAAACUGUUUAACUGUUACUAUAGUGUUGAUAUGAUGAUGCAGGCUACUGUUUAAUUUUGGACCAUUUAUUUUGAGUGUUGAGUUCACAGAGCAUCUGUUUAAUGGGUUCCAGUAUAGAGGAACUGCUGAGUUCAACUAGCUCACUGAAGGCUGUUUAAGACCAUAUAAAGUCAAUGAUGACUGAGGAGAGAAGAGACAGUUAGUUGGAGAGACAGUGGUCUGAUACAAGACAGGAAGUUGGUGCAGUAAGUCUACAUGACGGCAGAAUGGUGUUAACAUUUACUAGUCACUGUUUAUCUUCAUAUUUUGUGCAGUUCCCAGAAUAACAAUAUCAUCUACUUUCAAUUUAUAUCUAUUUAGAAGUUAUCGCGUCAGCUUUUAUGUUGAGUGUUAAAUUGAAGAAACAAAUGAGACUGAAUUUAUUAAGGUUGUUUAUUAAUUGCCCUGCAAUAAACCUUUACAUUCAA
Messenger RNA from Oncorhynchus keta (chum salmon), 2563 nucleotides. Its product is annotated as myeloid cell surface antigen CD33-like. The coding region runs from base 666 to 1961 and encodes 431 amino acids. The record is from RefSeq and is a predicted model, not a curated record. The transcript has 7 exons. Lineage: Eukaryota; Metazoa; Chordata; Actinopteri; Salmoniformes; Salmonidae.